Molecule: messenger RNA, 1054 nt
Organism: Pygocentrus nattereri (red-bellied piranha)
Lineage: Eukaryota; Metazoa; Chordata; Actinopteri; Characiformes; Serrasalmidae
Product: caspase-3-like
Exons: 7
Coding region: 159-1031 (290 amino acids)
Biological process (GO): erythrocyte differentiation; keratinocyte differentiation; proteolysis
Cellular component (GO): cytoplasm
Source: RefSeq, a predicted model, not a curated record
CGGAGCUCCAGAGUACAGCCGCGCUCCAUGUUGUUCUUGGUGAAGAGAGCGCUGCAUCACGGGUUCCAGCAGUUUUACCAGUUUUACACCUCAAAUCCCCGGAAACUUCAGGCUUUCAGUUCGCGCUUCGCACAACACUUUGUGUUCUUGUAGAGGCCAUGACUGACAAGGACAAUGGUAGCACAGAUGCAGAUGGAGGUGAUAGUGUGGAUGCCAAAGGAUUCAGUCUUAAAGGUCUGUUCAGGUCUGACAAAGAAUCUGUUCAAGCCAAAGAAGUCAAAGACAAACGACCUCCUGACUUGUAUAGAUACCGCAUGGACUACCCUAAACUCGGGAAAUGUAUCAUCAUCAACAACAAGAAUUUUAACCGCAACACAGGGAUGAGAGACAGAGCUGGAACAGAUGUGGAUGCAGCGAACAUGGUGAAAGUCUUCAAAGAGCUGGGUUUCAGUACUUCAGUCCAAACCAACCGAACUAUUUCCCAAAUGACAGAGAUUUUAAUAAAAGCAUCCAAGGAGGACCACAGCCAGUCAGCCAUGUUUGUCUGUGUGCUGCUGAGUCAUGGGGAUGAAGGCGUGAUCUAUGGCACUGAUGGAUGCCUGGAGCUGAAGGAGCUAACACGACUCUUCAGAGGAAACCAGUGUAAAUCUCUAGCUGGCAAACCUAAACUCUUCUUCAUACAGGCGUGUCGUGGAACAGAGCUGGACCCCGGCAUUGAGACUGACAGUAGUGCUGAUUCAGAGGGCAUAAACAGGAUUCCUGUUGAAGCGGAUUUCUUGUAUGCAUACUCCACUGCCCCAGGUUAUUAUUCUUGGAGAAAUGCAACUUAUGGGUCGUGGUUCAUAUCCACCCUGUGUGAGAUAAUGGAAAAACAUGGCAGAGAGAUGGAGAUCAUGCAGAUCAUGACACGUGUGAACCACAAGGUGGCGCUGGAGUUCCAGUCUUCCUGCAGCCUUCCAGGAUUUAAAGCUAUGAAACAAAUUCCGUGUAUUAUGUCCACGCUGACCAAAGAGCUGUACUUUCCAAAGUGACUGAGUUGCAAACUAAAUUAAAU